This is a messenger RNA of Athalia rosae (coleseed sawfly), 781 nucleotides long. RefSeq lists its product as uncharacterized. The record is from RefSeq and is a predicted model, not a curated record. Bases 189 to 500 code for a protein of 103 amino acids. The transcript has 3 exons. NCBI's taxonomy places the organism in Eukaryota, Metazoa, Arthropoda, Insecta, Hymenoptera, Athaliidae.
UCCUAUUUGCGUAUCGUCUGUACGUGUGUAUUUAUAUAAUAAUAAAACACUACGGAGACCGAUAUAUAAAGACGCCUCGACGCAGCUGCAGUCAGUGUAUUCCCCUGUAUCGAAGUAUAAAACGAACGUUUCAGGAAACCGCCGACCAGAAAUCAGAAUUUUGAUCGUCGAUCAUUCGCUAAGCAGCCAUGAAACUCGCGUACGCUUUGGCGGUUCUUUCGGUGUUCCUCGCUGCGACGAACGCGCAAUACAAACCGGCUCCUUGUCGCGAGGACGCUUGUUGGACCGUCAAGUGUAUUCAAUAUACCAACGAGACUUGUCCCGAUGGGGUUAUCAUACCGAAUGGUGGCUACUGUGGAUGCUGCAACGCUUGCAGGACUAAGAUCCCGCCUGGUGGGGAUUGUUCGGAACUGAUAACGUCCUCGAAUGCUCCAACUUCGGCGUGCGCACCGGGAACCGAAUGCAAAGAACACUGUCACAAAGGCUGGAUUUGCCAAUAGUGAGAGGAAAAUUGUAAAAAUUAUCGAAAAAAGGUCGAUUUCUUUUGAGACGCCGAAGACGCUCUGCCGGUCACGACGAUGAGAGAAAAAAAAAAGAAAUAAGCCUCGCGGUGUAUUUCAUCUUUACCGAGGUCUCGAAAGAAAUUCAAGGUUUUUUACACACUUCGUGUUUUACAAACGAUUAAACAAACGACGCUGAAUUAUUUUUAAGAUUAUUUCCACCUGUAACCCGCAACGACGAAUUUUAAUUACCACGAGUAAAGAUAACUUGAACGUUCGAA